Helianthus annuus (common sunflower) is the source of this 1212-nucleotide messenger RNA. RefSeq names its product dynamin-related protein 4C. NCBI's taxonomy places the organism in Eukaryota, Viridiplantae, Streptophyta, Magnoliopsida, Asterales, Asteraceae. The record is from RefSeq and is a predicted model, not a curated record. Gene Ontology annotation, molecular function: microtubule binding; GTPase activity; GTP binding. Gene Ontology annotation, cellular component: cytoplasm; microtubule; membrane. The coding region runs from base 1 to 1212 and encodes 403 amino acids. The transcript is spliced from 2 exons.
AUGGUCUUCGUUGGAGUGCUUCCUGGAGUAGAAUAUGAUGUAGAAAGAGCCGGUGGAGUUUCGCCAGAACUAGGUGUUGAAGCUACACUACUGGUCUUUUAUGAUAAACUUAGCGGCGUAGCUACACGGUGGGUGCUAACUUGUUGCUACAACAAAUGUAAGACCAAGGAUAGUGAAAUUGUCAAGAAGAUCGAUGAGAGGCUCAAGGUUUCGGUUUUCGACCUCAACAAGUUACCAAGGAUUCUUACGAGUGAAACUGAUGUGAUGGCUACAUUCAUAAAGAUUGUUGGGUCUUUGAAAGAAACUCUUCAAAAGAUAUUAAUCCAAGGUGAAAUUGAUGAGUAUGAGAAUGACAAACAAAUGCACUGUGAUACUCGGUUGGUAGAAAUGUUAGACAAGUUAUCAAAAGACCUCCAAGCAAGUGUUAAGUUUUCUGAAAGUUAUCUUAUUGAGGAACUUCAGUUUUUAGAGGAAGUUAAGGGGAUUCGGUUGCCUCAUUUCAUUCCUCACUCGCUGUUUCUCAGAUUGCUUAAGAAAAAAGUUAAUAGUGUUUCAGAGUUGCCUAUUAACUUUGUAAACGAUGUGUGGGGUUAUCUUGAAACCGUUUGUGCUAAAGUAUUGAUUGAUCAAUGUGGGAAUUACCCCAAAUUGCUUCCAUCCAUAAAGAAAGCAACUGAACAUGUGGUGUCAAAAAUGAAGGCUAAGUUUGUGGAAAGGGUUGUUGAAAUGAUAGAGAUGGAAAAGAUUACAGAUUACACAUGUGACCCAGGCUUUAUUAUUUCUUACAACAAGCCAAUGAACUACCAUGCUCAGUUUUCGAACUUAUUAACCUCAUACAUGAGUAAUUCGAUAAAUGUGGAAGGUUAUGGGAGUAUUAACAUUGGGCAUCUACGUGAAGUUCCGGAAAACACAAGGAAUCAAGCUUUUGAUCUCAAAAUAAUGAUGACAUCGUAUUGGAAAAUUGUUUUGAAACGUAUGGUGGAUUGUCUAGCGCUUCAAUUGCGCUUUUUUAUUCAAAAGGUGGUGAACAAGGAGAUGGAGAUACAGAUAGUAAGCGAGGUGAUGGGUGGUGGUGGUAUAGAGAAGAUGUUGAACGAACCACCGUCUACGUCUAAGAAGAGGGAGCGCCUUCAUAACAACAUUGCCUUGCUCCAAGAAUCAAAGGAAACAAUGGAACAAGUCAUGGAUGGUGUUGUGGUUUCAUCUGAUUAA